GAAGUGAAAUGGAAUAUUUUUUAAAGAUAAUACAUGUCGGCAGAUAAUUAGUGAUGCGCUUAGUUACUUCUCGGGUAAAGCCCUUUUGGACUACUUUUUAUCUAGACAGCAAUACCAUAUGAUUUCACACGACAGCGACUUACGGUGUUUAUUUCGAUUCUCAAAUAGUACCGACGCAAGUGCCCGCGCAACUACGUAGCAUUUCUUGGAGCGUUUAUGAUCUCUUAGUCGCUUCGUCAGUGCUUUCAGACUCGGUGGCGUGCCCUUUUUGUAGACUUCACCAGCAAUUUGAAGACUGCGAUCGCAAUUGCAACUGCUGCACAUCGAUAACAACGGCAGUCUAUCGCUACUUAUGCUUCCUUGGAUCAAGUUUUUCACAGCGUUGCUGCUAGGUUGGAAGGGAUCGGAUAGAAAAAAGUUGCUACCUCGUUCCUAGUACAUGGCUCAGAAAGUGUUGUUGCAAAAACGCAAAUACCACGGCAAGGAACGGGAACGAACGGAGAAGAGCGAAGCUAAAUCGCUGUUCGCUGCCCGCAAAUAGCGCUUUUUCCGACCUCAUUCCUGAUCCAACGAGGCAAGCUGGCUACGGACACAAUUUCUUGGCAUUCGUCAAAGACCACGUUUUAUUUCUGCGGCAAAGAGUAGAAGUUUUCGGCGCACUUUAUCAAUCUCAAUCUGCGACAACACCUUCCCCUCGGCCAUCAUUGUUGUGACGAGAAAAGAGCAGCUACUAACAAGAUCCGCCUUGGGCUUCCGCACCUGCAGGUCCUUCGGGCAAUUGACACGAAGCGCCGGCCGAGGAAAAACUUGUGUCGAUUGGGGUGGACGACAAGCAGCCGGCUCGGAAUCAUCCCGGAUUCAUCAAUAUUAGAGGUCGCAAAACCUGCUCUCUGGAGGAGAGAUCAUGGCGGAUCGCGCCACGUCUUCCACGGCACCGGUGCCGGCGCUGCGCCUGGGCAAUGCCCUUGGCGGCUCUCCGGUCGGAAGCCCACUCGGUGCGCGCGGGCUGGGAAGCAAGGCGAUGCGCUCCCCGGUCGCUUCGCCGCUCGCUUCACCCAGGUUGGCGGAUCAUCCCAUGGCAUCACCCCGGCUGCGGCCGCAGGACGGACCUGCACCCAAGCCAGACAUAUAUCCUAGCGAGGUAGAAAAAAAUAUUUUGAUGAUCAUUUCAAUGUGCUUGCCGUUUGGAAGGAGAUAGUAAGUUACUAGCUACUCAUGAUCCAAGAAGAGAUUCGAAUCUGGGCGCCGGCAAUAUUUAUCUUUCGUUUCCGGCUCUUUUCUACACUUGUCAUCAGUUGUGGCCUCUCAUUGCUGAGUUGUACGCGAUCUCCCUCCGCAUCCGCCGCCGCAAGAGGACUCUCUUCUCGCCGCCUUUUAUUUUCUGCUUGAUUAUUUUGAUCUCGUUCUCGUACCGGUAUCGCGAAAUUUCCACCAUGCAGCCUUGCGACUGAUUACUUCAUUUUCAGCGUGUUGCCUCCUCUCAUCUUAUUCUUUUGCCGCCAUCGUCAGGAGAAAAAAUUGCACGACGCAUUUCGUCCCGCUGCCUCCACCUGUUGCCACUUUUCCAUCCUCCGUACGGGACCCCUGCCACUGUUAAUUUUUUUGUCACCGCGUUGCUGUGUCUGUGUCGGCGCGCCAGCCGUUCGCCGCCCUACGAACUACCUGGGUGGGUCGUACUAUCAAUCUCGGAAUAUUAUUCCAAAUGUAGGCGCUUCUGAUCAUGAUGGCCAAACUAACAAACUUCUUGGACAAAGUUACCCUAUUCCGACACUUCCACUGACAAGCUCUGUUGGCGCUGUUUGCCAACAUAUUGCGUUUCCCACGAUCAUUAUUUCGCAGGUCGGUAUGCUGAUUGAGGGUUUGCCGGAGCCCACGAAAGUAACCCGCGCGGAUCUGCUGAACAACAAGUCGCUCCCCGGGAUCCUGAAAAUGGUAACUACGGACACGUUGGUGAAUCGCUACGAGUUGACUGCGGUAAUCAGUAGGAUACUGCAGGAGGAGAAUCUGCAGGCACCAUUCGAGGAAGCGAUAAGCGGCGGUAUGAAGCACUUGCAGUCUCAGUACGAGCGAUUCGUUGGGGAAGCCAAGAAACAAGGACGACGUGUGCAUCUCCACGAUGUGCUGACCAAGAAAGAGUUCACCUGUGCCGCAGAGAUGAUCGCCAUCAAAGUGCAGCAUCUGGUCUACAAGGCGAAGGCAGGAACCGAGCCACCUAGUCGCUGCAAUCAGUAUCAGAUUCAUUAUUUGUUUGACGUCCUCUGAUGGCCUUCACGACCUACAUUAAGCAGAGGCAUAUCACAGAGCUUGCUGCGUGUCUGCGACAAGCUUGUCCAGACCAGAAUGCAUAGUGUGUAUUGAAGACUCUAUUCCUGCUAAUUGCAAUUGGAACAUCAAUCCAACAGGCUGCUGACAGAUGCUCGCGAAGUCUUGAAGCGAGCAACUGAAAUGGGUUUUUUCGCGCAGCCAGAGAGUUCGGCGCGCAUGUUCGUGACGCGUGCCCAACUUGCGCUUGACGAAUACGAUCUGAGCAAAAAACACACCGACCUUUUGCUUAAGAAGGCCGAGCCCGACUUCCAGGCUGCUAUCAACCAGGUGGAAAUCCAGGUAGGGAGAUUUAGCUACUUGCAAAUCAGACUACGGCAAUCGCAAGAAAAGUGCGUAGUAGAAGUUGUUUUUGAACAAGAGGCUCUCGUCAUGGACAUCCUUUCAUUGUAAACGACGGCGGGUUGCUGCUAACUUUCUCGAAUAUUGAAAUAACACAGCAACAAAACGCGGACGAAAGCAGCAGGGACCGGCUGAAAUGGCAAAGCGCAAUAGAGCGGGAAAUCUUGGCGUUUGCACAUACGGGUCUGGGCUGCCUCUGGUACACACAGAGAAAAUUCGGGCAGGCACUGGACGCCUUCGAGACAUGUGUCUUCAACAUACAUCAAUACAGCCCACACGUCCUGUGGUACUGACUACUCUUCGAUACCUUUCUAUACGUUAUGCAGUUCUGGAUGAUGCUGGAAGUCAACGAGGCUAUGCGCGGCGUACAGGAAUCUUUUCGUGUGAAGAAUGAUGAGCCAAUUACGAGCUCAACAAAACAGUAUCUGAAGUUUGGGCUUUUAGACAAAACUUCUCCGCUGUACUGAAAAAAGUCUUUGCAUUCGCUCGUAUGAUAUGACAAUUGUGCGGCGCGAGGAUGGCGAACCGCCACAAAAUUUUCGCGCGGUCUACCUCAACGCUUUCUCGAUGAUGCAUAAAAAAGAAGAGGUCUCGUUCGUCUGAGAGAUGUGAUGAGACAACUUCUGCAAACAUCACCCAUAGUCUGAUAAUAAGAAAGGGAAGAGGGAUAUACAAAUCCAUGGAUCUAGUAAGGAUACACCGCGCCCGCUCAUAAGAUUUGUGCAUCUUGAUUUGGUUGUUCUUCGCAAUUUUCCGAGUGGUCCCGCAAUCACCAACUCGGAACGAUCAAUCAGGUUUAUUGCCCUCUGCCACCAAGCCCUCGGCGACACAGAAAAGGCUAUGCAAGCGUUAGCGGAAGUCCUGAAAAAGGAUCCGAACCACGCUGAAGCUGUGGCAGCCCGUCUUUCGUGGAGCACAACGAGCACGCCCGCGGGACGGACGGAACUCAUGAAAAAGGUGUAUGAUCGGGCAUCGAAGGACCCCGUUUGUGCACAGGCGUUCGGCGACCUGGCUUUUCAGGCCGUGCAAAAUUUCGACAACAAGGACGAAAAGGCCAUAGAAAAGUCGUUGAAGGAUAUUGAAUCUAGGUUACAGCAGUCUUUGAGCACGACGAAGUUGAACUCCGACAAAGCAGAGACGCUGUUUCAGCUGGGCCAAGUCGCCCAGAAGAGGAAAAAAUUCGACGAAGCGAUUCAAUACUUCACGCAGGCGACAGGUAUACAUCAGCAAAGUUGACGAGCAGUUGUAUGGUCGCGCUUGUGAUGAAUCAAUCUAGAUACUAACGUAAAGUGCUGCUCAUAUGCGCGAUGUCAACUCGUGGAGGUGGUUUAUGGAGAAGUUCAGAAGUUGUGAUGAUAGAAUGUUACAGGUCUCGUUCGUCUGAGAGAUGUGAUGAGACACUGACACAACACAUCACCCAUAGUCUGAUCGCAGAGAAUUUUCUUUCGGCCCCGUCGUCAUACCACUCUUUUGGACAAUUGAGCAACUGAUGAAAUCAUUUCUCAUGGGAUCAACCAUCCGACGUUCGGAUGACGAUUUCCAGAAUGACAAGCAUAUGUCUGAACAUGUACGUAUGUAAGUCCGCGUCGCUAGUCCAACUCUCUCUCUCUCUCUCUCUCUUUACUGCUGCCCGUGCAGCUUCAUCAUGUAGCGCACGUCUAGUGUUUGUGUUUCCUAUGGCAAUUGAUUUGCAUCAUCUUGCCUGCAUACGGAAUCCACUGUGUACUAAGUAUCCAAAUUCAUAAACAACAGACAUCCGCGGCGAUCACCAGCGCGCGUUGAUGGGCCUGUACCACUGCAAUAGGGUAAUAGGAAAGCCAUUUUUCGCCCGGUCCGCUCUGCUGAAGCUGCGCGACAUGAUCCCGCACGACGUGGAGAUUAUGAGGGAGCUGGUAUUCACUUUUACAGAGUGCAAGGACUGGCGGGAGGCACUGAAGGCCUGCGAUGGUUUUCUGACCUACGCACGAAACUCCGGGGACAAGAAUUCCACCCGUGCGCGGGAGCAGGUCAGGCAGGCAGAGGUCGAGGUGAAGUCACUGCGAGCCUCCGUAUUCUCCCAGAUGCGGGACGAGCACGACAAAAGAAGUGCGCUAGAACAGUACGAGCGCAUUCUGCAGGAGCACUACCCCAUGCCGAAGGGAGAAGAACUGGACGCCGCCAAACGGGUCAACGCAGAGCGACGUCGUGAGCGAAUCGAAAAGCUGCAAGUGGACAAGCAAAAGGUACAAAUAAACGCUAUUUGCAUUGGUUUUCGCGGUCGUGGUAGAAUUUUACUCUAGAAGACGACGCUUCAACAGCGUCCGCAUUUCGCCGACGGGAUCGCGUGCUACUAACUUGAUCCACGACGAACUCAACUAAUCACGAUCCAUAAGAUCAUUCUUCUGUAAAGAAUCUGUCGUGAUGAGCCAAAGAAAAAAUGAUAAGAAGAGUCCGAAUGUGAGCCGCAUUAGCUGCUUCCUUUUGGGGAUAACCUAACGACACACCUCUGAAUUUCUUUGUCCUGUCCAAGGAUGUUUACCUGGAAAUGAAUAGAAGAAAACACAAGUAAUGAUGAGCUCACAGAAAAUGAUAAGAAGAGUCCGAAUCAACCUUGCGCUGUUGUGGAUAUCUUGACGACACACCUCUGACACUUUUCGCAAGGUAAAAUGCAAGUCGUAGUUAAAUUCUGCACUCCUGACCAUGAUGAGCACUUUAAAAAGGAAAGGAUUCCGACGGAGCAGUGUUGCUGCUUGUCUGGAGAAAAAUCUUUUAGCACUUGCUUUCUGACAAUGAGAUUGUAUGAAGCAGAGUAUCAAGUUGACCUGUAGGCUCCGGCAUGAUGAGGAAAUGAGUCUGCAUCUAUGUGCCUUUUCAUGAUGAGCCAAAUUUUAUAAAAAGGAAAGGAUCGGAACGCGCAAGUGUCGAGAACCUAACCGAGUCUGAUAAACUCACUCUGACAUUGAUUACUUGCAAACUUGUAAACUGCUUAGUCCUACAAACUUCUACCAGGAUGACUUUGAAUGUUUAAAAGGAAAGGAUUCUGACAGAGGCUCUGCCUCGUUGGAGAAAAAAACAUGCUCGUUAACGGUCUGAUGAAUUUUCGGCUUUACCCUAGGUUUUGUAGAGCUUUAGAGGCGAGAGCGGCGUACGCUGUGCGACACUCCUCAGGAUGAACGAAAGAAACGAAAUAAGAAGAGCCGUCGGAGAUCUCUAGGGAUCGAAGGCGAGACACUUUCUAAGAGCACUGGGUUCUGAUUGGGAACAUUACCAUUAGUUACUAGAUCUAGCUAGGUACUGUACAACUCGGGUACUUUCGCGGGCCUGCUGCUGCCACCCUCGUCUGGUUUCGGGGUGAUUGUUUGACGUGAUGAGAAGCAGAAACGAUCGGAUUCCCUCCUAGGUAACUUCACCGGGGAGGAGAAAACUUCUUUAGAGCACUGGGUUCUGAUAGAGUUCCUUUAGUUAUCGCCUCUCAUCAGCGCUUUGCCAUUGUGAGCAAAGCCGCUUCUUAGGAAAUGCAUGAUGAGAAGCAGAAACAUUCGGAUUCCCUCCUAGACUUUCCUGUCGGGGAGGAGAAAAUUUCUAAAGAGCACUGGGUUCUGAUAGAGUUCCUUUAUUAGUUAUGGUGUCUCAUCAGCGCUCUGUCACUGUGAGUAAAGCUGCUUCUUAGGAAAUGCAUGAUGAGAAGCAGAAACAUUCGGAUUCCCUCCUAGAUUUUCCUGUCGGGGAGGAGAAAAUUUCUCAAGAGCACUGGGUUCUGAUGCAUCGUGAAUUACGUUUUUCAACUUCGAGAUUCAUUGACCAUGCGUUGUAUUGGUAGUGGUCUUUUACGUGUUUUCUUUAUCCGCAGUGAUGAGCCACGGAAAACAAAUAAGAAGAGCCGUCUGAGGCAUGUGCUGUGCAGAGACGCUUUCUAAAGAGCACUGGGUUCUGACAAUUUGAAUAUUAUCACGGACACCCCCCUACGUCGUAUAAAAAGUUGUGAUCAUUGCGAUGAUGCGUAUGUUGUUUUUUUCCUUCCUAAACAUGAUGGCAUUCGCAUUUUACUCUACACUAAUUUGCAGGUCAUGGAAGAGUACGAUCUCAAGAAGCGCAAGGCUGUGGAGGAAAAGGCCAAGCCGCCUGUAAAAGCGGAGUUCCAGGCCAGAGAAGAGGCGAUCGAGCGUCACAUUGAAAACGAAAAGGCGAACGAAAAACAGUUCAGCUACUGGGAUUAUCUUUUCGACCAGGAUGAGAAGGCGCUUCGACAGCAUCCCGAUCUCGCGCGAUCCGAGUACAAACUUUGGAACGACGUGGCGCACUUGCACUUCCACUUUAACCAUUUGCAGCUGGCGUCGAAAUCCAUGGAGAAGGCACAGGUGAAGAAAAUGCACGGGGGGCAGCUGACGCAGGAAGACGAGGCCGUGUUGUGGUAUAAUCAAGCAGUGGUGUUCGAAAACCUGGGGGAGCUGAAGCAGGCCAGGCGCUGCUUGGAUCAGAGCCUGUCGGUGAACCCGACAAACGACGUGGCGCAGCUGAUGCACAAGCGCUUAGCGGUGUACCCGGUAAUUUUCGGGAACAGCUCCUCCAGUUCGUCGAGCUCGAAGACGCAAUUCUGCACCCCGGAAGAGGCAGAUCGAGAAUGCCGGUCCUUGGUGAAGUUGUGUACAAGCAAGAAAAAUCCGGAUCCGCAGCUGUGGCUCUUGGUGGCGGACAUCAUGGCAAGCACCGAGUCGAGUGCCGCCAUCGACUUGAUCGAGAAGCAAAUGGCAGUUUAUGACAGCGAGGCCUGGGAACUCGGUCGCGAACCGUAUCUGGAGUUUCAGCGCACACCAGAAGCCAUUUCCCUGCGAAAGAAGCAGCGCGGCGAUUUGUAUGUGCACCUGGGCAAUCUGUACUUGGAGGAAGCUGACGUCAUCUGGAUGUAUAGAUACAACUUAUCAAUCUACUUUUUUUCCAUAGAACUAUGUAUAGGCUUUCUUUCGUCAAUGUGUUGGUACCUCCGCAGUGCAUUAGUCAGCAGGCAUUUUUGUGCGUGUGGCUUUCCUGUCGGUGCCUUCUCAAGGUACCUGCAGGAUGGGCUCAAUUCGUCUGCACUGUCUGUGUUACAUCGCUGCUAAAGCAAAACCCUGAGUGCAGCGCGCUUGGACCUAUCUUUGCACUGCUGGUUUUCAGUAGCGCGCUUUGGUCUGGCGCUGCCUCAAGGCUCCGUUCUGCCGAGAGUUGACCUCAGUCUGGUUUUGUGAUUUUGGUCUUAGUAUGGCAGAAGACAAGAGCACAAUUAUAUGCCUUUCAGUGGUAUGUAGUGAGGUCACCGAACAACGGUUCUUAUGUGUCGCGGCAAGCGAACAGGAACACAGCAUUGAGCAUUAGUUUACUAUUGCCACAUCGUACCCAAGGCAAAGCACCCUCCGGAUUCACUAUUGUCAACGAUUUCCAUACAGGCGCGCCUCUUCGGAACAGAACGAUGCAGUUCGUGAGGAGCUGAAGCUGGAGGCUCUGGAUCUUUUCGCGAACGCAGAGGUAGCCUACGGACGGUCGCUUGACGACUACGGCGAAGAAUGGCCGGAAUCGGCGGCAACCGCGAAAAACGGGCUUGGAAUGCUGCUCGCGUCUGAUUUGAGCGCGAAAAGCGGAAAAAGCAGCCAGCACCUGAAAGAGGCAAUCAACCAGUUUUUGAACGCGUCAAAGCAGAAGAACAUCGACCCGCACGUGCAGGUUUUGAUUCGCGUCAACCUCGCCCACACCAUGCUUCGCAAAGACAGCAGCACAGCGAGUGCCCGCUUCGCCCUGAAGAAGUAUCUGAAUGCCUUGAAGCAUCCCGCGCUGGAAAACAACGUACGGUUGCUGAACGCCUGCGCACUCGCUUACGCUCGAGACAACGACCUGGAUAAGGCGAUUGAGUUGCUGGCGAAGGCGCAGAAGAUUGCGGAAGCCCGUUCCGGCGGCGUGCCGGACAUCGUGACCUGUUACAACAUGGGAGUCCUUAUGGACGCAAAGCAGCAGCACAUUUUUCAGAAAAACUUCAUGAAGGGGAAGGCCGAGUUCAUCGGCAUGAAAGAGAUGCGCGAGUCCUACCACUGCAAGGAAGAUGCGAUCCGCAACUUUAAUCGCGUGAAACGCUGGGGCGAGCGCAUGAAAGAUCUCAACGAGGGAACAGUGGGCCCGAAAAAAUUUCUGGUCUGGGGCCUGGAUAAGACCACGAAGAAAGAUCGGGCACGUAUGCUGCAAGUCACCGCGAAGCGCUUGAAGAUCCUCAAACCAGAGGUAAAAGUCAUCGACCCUCACGUGGUCUUCAAGUUGUACUUGCGUGGUCUGUAGUUCUAAUGGAUAUUUCUCUACUUUGAGAACAACGACAUUAGAUUUAGAGUCGAUUGCUGUCUUCCGUCGCGUGAUUACUUAAUGCCCGACUCAACAAAUUAACAGAGUGUCAAUAAAUUAAUUACAGUUCAAGAGCAUGAAGGCAGACUACGAGAAGGCCAAGGAGCGGCACGAAACGGAGCAGAGUCGCAUUGCGGCGCAGCUCAAUCACGAAAGGGAUCUGCAAAAGAAGGAGGCCGAAAAACGUACCAAACAAGAGCAAGAUCGGCUGGACCGGGAGGAGAAGAAGCGCCAGGAACGCGAGCAAACCGCCGAGGAAAUGUACAUGCAGGGUCGGGAGCAGUUGCAGCAGAUCACCGUCCGGGAAGAAGAUGGGGAUGACAAAAAGAAGGAGCUCGACAAAAACCUUCAAGGUAAGGUUCUGAAUUCAUUCUUCGCAUCAGAAAUAACCAUCAGAAAUAACCGGUUUGUCGGCUUUCACAACUAUAAGUCCUUUAUACAAAUCUGUCUGUGUCGUGAUGUGCUCGUGGUAGUACAAAAUGAUUUCAAUUUUUCUAGUCAAUUUCUGAGUCGAUGUUAUCUGACUGGUCCGCUACGACUGAGUCGGAAGUUAGGCGCCUUUUGCAUGAAAAAUGUUGUGUGAUUAUCAUCACUGUCAUAAUCUUACAGCCUUGGUGGAUGACACUGAGAUGGAACAGCCGGCGCUACCAUUCGGUCGCGGGCGUCGCCCAGGAGUCCCGUUGACGGAAGAGGAAAAGAAGCGCCGGGCCGAGCUGAAGGCUAAAAAGGCCGCGGAGAAGCGGGCAGAAAGGGGUCCCCGGGAGCCGCGGCAGCGACGAGAGCGACCCGUGGAAACCGAAGAACAGAAAGCAGAAAGACGUAAGGCCAAGGCUGACAGACGGAACGCGCGGAACCUUCGUGAUGACGGUAAGCUAGAAUCAUACUUGACUACAUUUAAACACGACCCAGCCGGUUUGCUUUUCUAUCUGUAUCCAAGACGGCAUUUGCAAAAAAGUAUAAAUAGGGGCGACGAUGACCACGACAUGCACGGUCCCCACAUGAGUCUAGAAAUCAAUGUUGGUGUCGCAAAAAUUCUUUUCGAAUCAAAUGACUUUGCAGUCGACAACCUGCAACUGGAAGCGGCAGAGGACGAGUUCGAAAUGUUCCAUGCUGAACUUGAUGUCACGAAGGGCGCAGGGAAUGUCGAGGACGCGGCAGCACCAGAAAUGAACAUGGAAGACGUCGAUCAAUUCCUCGCAGACGAAGCCAUCGACUUCGCGGACAUGCCAGAAGAUGACGACAGCAGAAAGAAAAAGAAGAAAAAAGACAAAAAGGACAAGAAGCGCGGUCGCGACGAUGGAGACGAUGAGGAAGGCGGGAAAAAGAAAAAGAAGAAGAAGAAGGAUCGCGACGGCAACAAAAGUGAUUAAACACAUGUUGAUGUGCGGUCAUCACUUGUUGCGGCGCGCCCUGAGGAUACCCGGCGCGGCGCGGUCACACGACGUGAUAGGAGGACUUUUUUAAAACUACAAGAACUCGAAGGUUGAUUCGACUUCGAGGCGGUCGCACAGCAGCUCCGCCGCUUCCCCUGCAAGAUCCAUUUUCAUUUGCAAAUGCGGCCGUCUGAGGUGAGGCAUAUCUGUAUUUUAAUCACGCAAGUAGAUUUUUGUAUUCGAUCAUAAGGAAGAACCAACAGGUCCCCGGAGUUCUUUGACGUAUUGAAAAUGUGCUUUAGGUUAAUGCUUACUUUACUAGGAUCAUCACUUUGAUAAAGACGACUGUUUCGCUUCAAGAGAAAAAUUUGCAAUGCGCCGAAAAAAGAUGAUAGAUACCGGCAGAGUUAUAUCAUCGAAGCACCCGUACAGAAAAUAAUACUAGUCAAGCUUUGUCUGUAAGAACAUCCACCACAAGUAGAUGAUGGAGUUUUCAGAGAUUAUCGAACAUAAAAAAUUGAGAUAAGCAUCAGCGUUUUGAGCUUACGUUACUGAUUCUGAUUUGAACCGAAAUACUCGAGAGUUUAAGUCACAUACUUAAUUGAUUCAGACUCUCCCCCAUAGGGUAGUUUGCGAUGCAUCGCAGAGGGGGAGGAAGAUUGAAGUUGGAGAUAGCGAAGAUCUCAACCACCCUUUAUCGAAGGGGUUUCGAGUUGCAGGUCCCUCCAGGUAGAGGUAUUUGCACUGCGAGUGCCGCUGCGACACGCAGAGCUCGGGAUUCACGAAAAGUGUCAAGAGCCGACUUGUGGUAACUUUAUCGACGGUUGUGGGACUUUCUCCUCGCGUAAGUAGCUUUCCUAGGCCUAUUUCUUGAGCUCGUGGCAGACCAAAUCUUUUGCUGGCAACACAAUGGCAAUUGUGAGCGGCUUGCUAUUUUCCCUAUUCAACUUCAAGGAAAAUGGAAAGAUCUACGAAUUUGAGAACCCAUGACCUGGAGCGUUUCAUAAUUGUUUCAUCAUAAUCAAAAUGACCGAUAAGCACAACCACACCUGUACACCUCACACGACACACAGCCUUUUGCUUUCCGAAAAAACGAAACUUGUUAUGAUAGAUCGCUGACAAAGAGUCUUUAUCAGCAGCCUGGGAGAAUGGAAAUCAAUAUGAAACCGUAUGAGAUUUUUACACUCAAAUCAAAAUGCCCUGUAUCAUGUCUCUUACAUAGCUAACGCUCAGUGCUUUGCAAAUCGAAAUCCAUAUGAACAAUGAAAUCGUCCAGCAGUGGGGCUGGAGGCUAGUUUAUUGCGCGACUGCAGCUCCGACCAUUUUUCAUUUUCUGUCUCUCAUCGGCGAACGGUC
This is a messenger RNA of Amoebophrya sp. A120, 11732 nucleotides long. Lineage: Eukaryota; Dinophyceae; Syndiniales; Amoebophryaceae. The record is from the annotation of a GenBank genome assembly.